UGACGUCACACAUUCAUGGCUGGAAAUGAAAGACUGACGUUCCUAUUUUGUAGCGAAAGUGCGCCCCCUGUCGCCAGGAAAUCCAAGCCGGAUGUGGAAUUUGAAAUACAGCUCCAGGACCGCGUUGGAUGCCUGGUUGUUACAGAGAUGAGCGGAGAGAACGUCAAGUUGUUUGUGGGCAACCUUCCUUUAGAUGCAACCCAAGACGAGCUCAACAAGCUUUUUGCUCCGUACGGGGAGAUCAACACCUGCUCCUUGCUCAGACAGUAUGCCUUCGUUACCCUGAAGGGAGAUGGAGCGGCCGACAGGGCUAUACGGCAUCUCGACGGCAAGGAGUACAGAGGCAGACCACUUGUGGUGGAAGAAUCACGUGCUCGUCCGCCAAACUCCACCAAAGUGUUUGUGGGGAACCUCAGCGCCACAUGUUCUGCAGAUGAUCUGCAUGGACUGUUCUCGACAUUUGGGAGGGUUUUAGAUUGUGAUAAAGUCAAAGCGAGAUUAUGUUCAAACGUUGGCUAUGCAUUCGUGCAUAUGGAAAGAAAAGAGGAGGCAAUGGCAGCCAUUGAGGCCCUCAAUGGAACCAUUUUCAAGGGCCGUCAGCUGGCUGUAGAGCUCUCCAAAGCUCAACCUUUGGUCAACCAGCUAAUGACAUCCGGGAAUUCAGCCGGUGGUAGAGAGGGUCUCCUUCCUCGGCCAGCUGGCUCCAUGGAGCAUCACCAGAGUCAUGCUGCUGUACUUGCAGCAGCUGCAGCGGCUGCUGCCGGACUUCCCAUACAAGUGCAACAAAGCGUCCAUAACUCGUUCUACAACACAACAUCGUUUGACCCCACUUAUGCUGCCCUGAAGGGCAUUACGAGUUCUAAAGGCGCAGACGGGGUUAUAUACGGCGCUCUCGCCAGCCAGGUGUACGGAUCCGUGGCUGACCAGGUGUACCAAGACAUGGCCAAUCACACUGCGGCACCGAGCAGUAUGGCUGAAGAGUAUGAGGCUCAGACCACACCGGACCCAACAACGCUUUUUGAGGCUGCAAGAGCCAAGUUCUUCCAGGAGGGACAGAAGGUUCUGGCGGAGCAACAAGCAGGGAGAAAAACGACGACGACAACCACAACUACUACAGAUACAACAACUUCAGAAACCGAGCGGGAUCGCAGCCCGAUCAGAGGAAACAAGGCGCCCUUGCUUCCGGACCCUGGUCCAGGUUCCUUCACAAAUCGAGCCAAACGCCGUGCUUUGCUGCCAACGCCACCUGGAGUACCUGAAGACCCUGCGACUGCGACUGCUGAAGGGGCAGAUUCUGUUGCUAGGUCCUACACAGAAUAUUACCAGCAAAUGCAUCAGUACCAACAAUACCAACAGUACCAGCAACAGUACCAUUACCUCCAGUACGCCUACACCAAUCCUCCACCCCCUCCUCCGCCGGCCACUACAGAAUCCUCCAGCGCAAUCCCUCCACCCCCAGGGACGUACACAGCACCCCCGGCCUACUCCGCAACGCAAGACUACGGGCCCCCAGGAACGUACGACCCUCCCACGAGUUACGACCAGUCAACAGAGAGCUACGACGCCUCGGCGGCGAGCUACGGCGCCUCCGGAAACUACAGCGCCUCGGCUGGCUAUGAUGCAUCGGGAGGCUACGGAGCGUAUGAUACAUCUGGAGCUUACGCAGCAGCGGGAAGCUACUCCGCAUCCACACCGUAUGAGCAGACACCCGCACACGGGCAACCCACGCCCCAGCGCAAUGAUUACCCUUAUAACACGCCAGAACCCCCGUACCGAUAGGCCCACCCCUUCACACGGUCUUUCCACACUCACUGCAGAUGUGUGUGAGUCAUUAGAUAAGGGACAGUUGAAGGGUCAAAUAAGACAGGCAGUUGAAAUUUGAAUGUUCGGUAAAUCUGAAGCAUCUCAUCGUUCUCAAUCAUGGCUUAUCUCCUUUCCAUCUAGCUUGGCUCUUGUUAGUGGCUGUUGACACAUGCAGAACAAGGGAUAUUUCGUACAGAUGUCUCUUUAGUUGUUGCACAGGCACAGCUGGUUUUGUGAGGCAGGAAGUUACUCGUUGUGAGCUUGUAUCAGGGAAGGCCUUUUUUAAUAUAUACUUUGCAAUUAUAGACUUUUUCAAGCAGUCCCAAGAUGUUAGGGUUGGGUUAUGUUUUUUGUGAGCUCUAUCCCAGUUAAACAUAUUUUUCUUUGUGAUAAUUAUUUGGACAUGUAUACGCACCUCCUUGCAUUGCAAUAUGGCCCCUCAGUGCAGUGUUUACAAUUGGCAUAAUAUAACCUGCAUUGUUUGGUAACAACGUUUGGUGCCGCAUUUAAUGGCAAAAUUCAAUUAUUAGGACAUUUAGGAUACUCAACAUGUCUUCUUGCAAUCACAUAAUGUUGACUGUUGAGUGAAUAUUUUUGAGCCAAGGUUGGAUGUGGCUGGAUAGCAUUCAAGAUGAAUAACAUUACAGAUGUCUAGCAUGAUAUUUAUCUCUAUAUCCCACUCUACUCCUCCAAGUAUUUUUUUGCAUUACUAAGUGAGCAACUUGAGUCAAAGGCAAACAACUUUGCUUCUUUUAAGUAAAACUCUGUUUAAAGGGACUGUUUGCAACAGCUACAGAGCGCUAACUUACAAACUUUGUGCUCCAAGUACACAAGAUAUACCCCACGUAUCACACAAACACGUGCAGGAGCCUUUAUUAAGUGCUGGCGGUCUGCAAGUGUCAGAACAUCUUUCUCACAAUUUUCAUAUCUAAUACAAAGGACAAGUACAAGAUCAGUAAAACUUUUAAGUUAAUAUCGCUUCUCUGGGACUGCGCGCCUUACGUGCAUGUUUUACGAGACAGCCAUGAAUGCCAUUCGGGCCGAAAGACAAUUUCUAUUCAAUUAAAUUUGUAAUUGUGAUUUUUUUUUUUUUUCUUUCACACACGAAUGAUAGCAGGUGGUGUUCUAUUUUUUUGGUGUUAAAAACAUCAUUUUCAGCCAGUUGCAAACAGUCGUUUUAAGCAUAUUUGGAUAUUUUCUCAGGCUGCAGAUGAGUGUGUUUUUGUAUGUAUAUACAUUUAUGAAUGCGCAGGAUCUUGAUUUGGCCAAUCUGAAGAUUCUUAUUGUCUUCAAAUGUGAUAGAAGUCCUAACUGGCGAGGCUGAACUACUUUUCAUACUUGACAGUACAAGUGUAAAUAUAUCUAGCCUUCUUUAUAAAUUGAUAAAAGUUGUCAGCCAACAUUUGGUUCUACUGCGACUGUUAAUAAGUGUCAGGCCAUUGCUUUGGAGACGAGGGGAAUAGCUAUUGAGUGGAUGGACAAGAUUGUAUGGCAGCAGCUGUAGAUGUCUGGUGCAGAUGUUAUAAUUAGACCGAUCAGAUGCGAAGAGGUUUGCUGCUGUUGUAGGUGAGCAGAGGUGAGAACCCAUCGAAUUGUGUUCCUUUAGAUCAGAGAAGGAAUAAGUUUGAUGCUUUGGCUUGUGAAAGCACACUCACACAUGGAUAGAUUUUAUAUUUGGCCUCAUUACCUAUCACACUUGUAAUACCCCAGUUGACACUUAAAUGCACAUAUUCAGCUUCAGUCGUUCCCUUGGUGAUUGUAGCACACACUUUCUGUUGCACAGCCUCAUCACAUGCCACAAUAUUCCAGCUUCUCCAUGUAAACUUGUUAGUUGCAUGCCAUGUUGUUGCUGCUGCUCCAGCCACCUUCUUCCUCUUGCUGAUUAUUGCAGCUAGAGUGGGAGGGAGCCAAACUCUGAGCCCUUGCCCUGGACGUACGCCACGCGCUGCUGUAAGCGCGGGAUGGGGGAAACAGCAGCGUUAGGCCUGAAACUGCUGUGGACGAUGGGGUGGCCCCCCCCUCGCUAAAGGUAAACACUCAGUACCACACACUCCUGCCCCUCCCUGAAAAACACGCGUACACAGUUACACACACAUGCAGACCUUUUCACCUUUUUUGGACAUUCUUUUUUUUUUUUUAACGUUUUUCCCUCCCUCUUUACAUACAUUCCUGGCCCUGAAGAUCAUCCAUAUAUGAUCUUUGAAGAUGGCGCCUUCUAGCGUGAAUCUCAAGUUAACAAAGCAGGUAAAUCCUGUCCUGCAAGAAAGUCCGAGGGGUAGGUCACAUAGUUAAGAUGAUCAUCUUUUUGUUUUUUAACCGCAGCAACACUGUGGCCACUUUUUUUGGGUUAAAGUGCCUUGCUGAAGAUAACAUCGCUGGGCCCUCCAUUUCAGAGGCCAAUAAAGUUGGCUCAGGAUCGGUUGCCACUUCAAAAACAAAAAAACCCUCCCCUUCCACGACGACGUUUUUCAAUGUCACUUUCAACCUGUAAUAAUGACAAUGAACACAAAUAUCAAUUUGUUUUAAGUGACAUUUUGUCCAUGUUCUUUUGAAAUGUUUAUCAAUAAAAAAAAAACAAAUUCA
Molecule: messenger RNA, 4386 nt
Organism: Dunckerocampus dactyliophorus (ringed pipefish)
Lineage: Eukaryota; Metazoa; Chordata; Actinopteri; Syngnathiformes; Syngnathidae
Product: RNA-binding protein 4B-like
Exons: 9
Coding region: 16-1779 (587 amino acids)
Cellular component (GO): cytosol
Molecular function (GO): mRNA binding
Source: RefSeq, a predicted model, not a curated record